Molecule: messenger RNA, 3228 nt
Organism: Anisakis simplex (herring worm)
Lineage: Eukaryota; Metazoa; Nematoda; Chromadorea; Rhabditida; Anisakidae
Source: the annotation of a GenBank genome assembly
AUGAAGAAAACAGCACUGGAGCCACCAUGGCCAACCUGGGGAAAAAUCAGACGUGACAGUAUUGGCGAGCCAAGUGAUUUUAGGCAUGUUGCUCAUGUAGGUCUCGAUUAUGUUGAUCUAAACGAUGGAAGUCCUCGGAUACAACUGAGUUCAGCGGAUGAGAAGUGCACUCGUGUUCGAAUGCCAGUCGGUAACGUCAAAGGGAACACGCAAGAAAUGACUUUCAGCGUGAAUCUCGAUGAGCCUGCAUGCCAGUUAUUGAAACUGCGAAAGCCGCAAGAAAGAUUACGCAAAGGAUUGAAAAAAGAUCCUGUGUUCCUUUCAUCUCCCAAAGAUUUUCGGCAUUUGGUUCAUAUCGAGGAUACUCGUUCGAAUGCUUGCAAUUUCGUCGCUCCCAAAGCAGUAAACGACCCUACUAUUUGUAAGAUGUUCCAUGUGAUUGACAGUAAUAUCGAAACAACAGAAUCAACUGAAUUGUCCACCACUAAGCAAUCUUCUCCCCCAAACGAAGCCUUCUGGAACAACAGUGAUACUGUCAACUCACCAUCGCAGCGAUCAACAGCCAUCGAUGCGAGCAAACAUCACGAAAUCGGUCCACUCAGAGAAUUGCUUCCAAUCGAACUUCCAUCGCAUCAGACACGAACUGUUGUUGAUCACGACAACGGUAGGAAGUUAGUUAGCGAGAAGACUGCUCAAGAAAAGGAGCCUAAGCUACCAGUUUUGUUGGAUGAAAAGGAUAAGAGAAUCGAUGAAUCGUUGGACAAAAAGCACAACUCACAUUCAGCGAGAGACACUGAAUCUGAAUCUGGAAAAUAUGAUCGAUCAAAACAAUCCGGAACAGCCAAUCUUUGUGACCGUCGAUCAGGUGGUAUGGAACAAGGGAUGAGCAACACUAAAGACGAAGAAAGUAUUCGAUUAAGCACCGACAGUCACACGUCGAUGCCAUCGGAAGAUUCAACUGACCUUCGUCAAGAUACAUCCCGAACACUUCAAGACAGAAAAUUCUCACCCGACCGUGAAGCACCAUCGGAUCAGCCACAGGAACCGCCGAUGGUUCCACCACGGCGUAACAAACGACUUGACUCAAACAGUCGGAGUAAGCUGGAAAAAACGUUGCAAAAAGAAAAUGUUUCAGAAAGUAAAAUUAAGGAGAAAAGGAACAAUGCAAUCGAAAGUAGAUCAGUUUCAUCGCCUGGUAGUAUGGAUGAUCGGAAGUCGCCUCCAGAUACAGUAAUCAGAAGUAUUUCACAACAAGAAAGACCAAUGAAAGCAGGUAGGCCAAAGGCAGAAAUUGCUGGAAAUGGCGAAAUUGUGGUAAUGCGUCCUCCACGACAAAUGGCAAGUACGCCAGAAGUUCGAAGAUCUGUCUCAAAUCCUUCGCCUUCACCGAGGACUCCAUCAUGUGAGGUGAGAAGUGCAAUCGGUGCGCUUGAUGAUGUACUUAAUAAAGAAUCAUCUCGAGCCGUUUCAUCCGUGUCGUUAUCAAAGCAGUUAUCAGAUGGUACGGAUGAAAUGUUGAAUAGUCAUGGAUGUGAUGAUCAAUUAAUUGAUCAUCCUAAUCAUGAUUUAUUCACUGGGAAUGGUAAUGAGAAACUUUCUGUGAAAGAGUUGACGAAGAAACUAAAUGAUAGUGGGACGAAGCUGAUAUUUGGAGUACAUGUAAGGGGUUUCCCGAAGCCAACUUUAGCGAAAGAGACUUUGGCUGAGGAUGGUGGCAAUGAAGGGGAUCAUAGAGAUGCUGAAUCUAAGAAUGAUGAUGGAACAACUGAAGAAGAGCAUACUCCAGCACCAUCACCAUUAUCCAAAGUGCAGCAUAUUGGUGUUAAUAUGUUCGGCGGGUGUGAUGGGCGAUCACUUGCAGAUAUUAUCGCUGAGAAGAAGAUGCGCGAUGCAAAACAACACCAGCCACAACAUCUCCCAAAAGUACCAUCAAGAAGCAAAAAGCCGACUCUGAUCAAUCCAACGCAACUAGAUUCUCGAAUUGCAUUAAAUUCUGACAGCAUCACCACGGAAAGCAAUUUGAGUCCGGUUGAAUCUCCGUCAAACAGUGAUUCUGAUGCGAAUCGAACGCAGAAAAGCAAAAUAAGUAGUGAAGCUGAAAUGAAUAAUGAUGGUAUUGCACACAUUCGAAACACAUCUUCACUGGUGAAUGCUAAAAAUGAACAGGAAAUGAGUCGACCGGGUAAACGGUUGAUUGAUCGGUCACAUAAACCAGCAAAUCAACAGCGAGUCUCUGGAACGCUUUCAACUUCAUCGACACCGACAGUGAAACAACGACAAAAUCAGACGAACGAUUCGAUUCGAGAGGGAAUCAGCAAGAUGGAUCGUAUGAGGCAAACGCAAUCAAUGUACAUUGAAGACAGUUCGGAUGGACGAGUGAUACCAUCAUCGUCAGCGUCAUCCUCUUCGCCAGUCGAACAUGACAAUUCAGUGAAGACGCUUCAUGCAAAGCAAAAAUCCAGAGAACGUAAUGAUGCUGAUGUGCAGGCAAAGAAGACAACAGAAGGAAGUGAAUCAUUGGCUGCAGUCGGCACGAUUGCCAGUGGGAAGAUGUCAGAGAAGCAGCAGUUGAAGGGUCAACGUGCACCACAAAAAACAUCUCGUAAUGAUUCUAGGUUAGCAGAUUCAUCAACGGUUGCAAAAAAGAAGCUAGAAACAAGAAAAUCACCUAAAUCAAGCACUGCUGCUGAGAAUACUACCAGUGUGUGCACUUCUCAUGCAUCUAAUCUGAAUUUCAAUUCAAUUAAUCCUGCUGUUGAUACCAAUAAGUCUAUUGUAUCACCUUCAACGACUUCAAGCAAUCAUCAAACUACUUCUUCGAACAAUAGUGCUGCUAAGUCGUCAUUGUCAAUUUCUGUAAGUGAAGAUAAAAUGGUGGAAAAUAAAGCAGUACCACCGAACGUUAAACCGAAUGCGCAACGCUCCGACGUUCAACAAAGACCUGUUCCUCUUCCUCGAAUGACAAUUCCGUGCGUGCCCAAGGAAGAUAUAUCGGAGUCGAAUCCAAAAUUAAAGAAUGCACAAAAAACGGUGAAUGGUACUCGAGAAGCGGCGACUGAGGAAGUGAGUUCGGAAAGUGAAAGAACCAUUGAAAUGACAAAAACUAAUGGUGAAUCGAGGAAGGACUCCGCAAUGAAUCAAAGUGCAGAUGAGAUUCAUUCUUCUGGAAUAUCGAGUGAACUUUUCGUUUCUGGAUCACCCAAAGAUGACUGGGUGCUGCAUUUUUGA